Molecule: messenger RNA, 852 nt
Organism: Caenorhabditis bovis
Lineage: Eukaryota; Metazoa; Nematoda; Chromadorea; Rhabditida; Rhabditidae
Source: the annotation of a GenBank genome assembly
AUGUCUGGAACGGAGUCGGAUGAAAAUGCGGACAAUAGAGUUCUUCCGGUGAUGCACCUCUGCUUUUGCUUGAACCAAGAUUGCGAAAGAAACUGCACCAUCGACGUUAUUUGCAAUCUCAUUGAGGAGCAUCUCCACAGAGUUAUUGUUUUGAAGCCUUUCACAGAUUCAUAUGACGAUCAGCAACGUGUUGCUGAUAUCAUUCAGUUUGAAAGACAAGGAGGCACCAACUUUUACAUGCGUAACGCGUCUUUGGAUUCGAGUGCUCAUGUUAAAUUCAUUUGGUUUUCUGUUCGUCGUGCUUACACGUACAAUCACUACAUCUACUACUCAUUAAAAGUCAAAUUCGAAUCCGAUAAAAAUAUAUUGCAAGCGGUUCGCGAUCAAGGAAUCGAUCUUCCAACUACUGGCGACAUUUUCUUUGAUGUUCUAACGUGCCCGUCUUUCGACUAUAAGACAAUUCUUCACAACUUGUUGAACUUUGUUCAACAUGAGAAAAAGCGUUGCAAGUUUUUGAAAAAAUAUGCAGCGGAUUUCUUGGAGGACAAUGACGAGCGCAUGACAAGACUCUAUCAGACUUCGGACAAUCUUUGGGAUAUGCUCGAUUGGAAAGAUCCCGUUACUGAACGCAUCUUUUAUGGCCAUGACUACUUGCUCGCUCUCAAUGACGUUUGGGGCGGAAAGAUCGAAGUUUUCGGAGACGAGGCCAUCAAGGCGAUGGAAAAUCUCUAUGAUCACUAUAGACUUAUUGAGAAGUUCGCUCUGUACGCAUUGAUCAAUUUGGACAAGAUCGACGAGAUCCCGCAUUUGUACCAUCCGCGCAACUUCUUCAAAAUCUUCGAGAAGGAUUAA